Messenger RNA from Moneuplotes crassus, 824 nucleotides. NCBI's taxonomy places the organism in Eukaryota, Ciliophora, Spirotrichea, Euplotida, Euplotidae. The record is from the annotation of a GenBank genome assembly.
CUGCUAUAUUUAAGAUUGAAACAAAUAAGAGAAAAUGAAAAUGAAUACUUUUAUUCCUAUGGGAUUUAACACACAGAUUGGGCAAGUCCAACAAGGUUAUUCUUUGAUACCUGGAUACUUCCUAGUAAGUUAUCCAAUGGUCGAUUCUCAACAAAUGGGGAAUCUCAACGAUAUUCAGGUUGAGAAACUAGCAGAAGAUUACUGACUUUGCGAAUUGAAAAACCAAGAGGCUGAAGAGAAGUCUGAAGUGAAAGAAAAGACCAAAAAAAUUAAUGAAGACUUCACUGUAGUUGAAGAUGAAAAAUUUAAAGAACCUGAGAAGUUAGGUGAGAAGAAGAGAAGAUGCUUUAAGACUGAGAAAGAUAACGAUGUCCUUGAGCCAUUCCAAUUCAAGUAUAUCCAUGUUGGCACUUCCAGGUACAAAAGAAAGAUCAUUCAGUGUCUUUAUGAGGGCUGAAACAAGACAUUUGGCAAGAGUUGGAACUUUAGAGAUCACGCACUUAUGCACGAAGGCCAUAAGCCUUAUAAGUGAUCUAUAUGUGGCAAAUGUUUCACUCAGAAAGGCAAUAUGAAGAAGCAUGUUAAGCUUCAUGAAGGAAAGGAUGUCACUUUGAGGAAGUCAUUUAAAUGAAUCUAUUGCUCGAAGUCUUACACAGAGAGGUAUAACCUAAGAAGUCAUCUAAAGAAAGUGCAUAAAGUAACAAAAGCCUCCAAAGAAAUCGCAAAGGCACUAGAUUACAAGUACGCUAAGACUCCGACCCUGCCGGUGGAUAAGGAAACUUAAUUUCUUGCAUAAAAAGUUUUAAUGGACUUAAGUGGGACGG